AUGGCAAUCAUAGGAGCAAGAGGGGGAGGAGCAGGGCGAGCAGCUGGAGCGGCAGAGGGACGGUCGGAGACACAGAGGGGGAGUCCCACUGGUGGCAACCCUGGUGAGGACACGGACGAAGGGGCGAGAGGAGGGGGAGGGGAAGGGGGAGGCGGAGGCGGAGGCGGAGGCGGAGGGGGGACGGUAACGCGCGGGUCGGACAUGCACCUGGCUGCGCGGAGCCUGGAGCAGGCCGUGCCGUUCGCGUUCCUGCUGCUCUUCGUGCAAGUCCGGCAGCACCUGAUUGGUGAGUGGGGAGUGAGGCAGCACCUGAUUGGUGAGUGGGGAGUGAGGCAGCACCUGAUUGGUGAGUGGGGAGUGAGGCAGCACCUGAUUGGUGAGUGGGGAGUGAGGCAGCACCUGAUUGGUGAGUGGGGAGUGAGGCAGCACCUGAUUGGUGAGUGGGGAGUGAGGCAGCACCUGAUUGGUGAGUGGGGAGUGAGGCAGCACCUGAUUGGCUUCUGCACCGUCGUGUGGCUGACAGCGACGCUCUUCAAGGCCAACGACUUCAUCCGCAAACAGGGCGCACUCAAGGCGGACCGCAAUCCGGUGCUGCUGGCACUGGCAGCUGUGCUGCUGCUUGCACACGUGGCAGUUGUUAAUUGGCUCUUCUGGCCCGAGCAGCUGUGGAGACCACUUCUGCUCAUACCGCCUGCUGAAGUGCCCCCUUUCUGGCAUGCUCUCUUCAUUAUAGUCACAAAUGACGUGCUGGUGCGCUUCAUGGCCAUGGCAGUGAAGUGUGGCAUCCUCGUUGCUCACCGCCGCAGCACGGGGAUGCACAAUCGCCACCAGGCGCAGGUCCUAACCCUAGUGGAGUACACGUCGCUCCUCUACCGGGCCUGGGUGCCGGCACCUGUGUGGUUCCAGUUCUUUCUCAACGACCAGGCAUACGGCCGCCUCACCGCCUCCCUCACUGCAGGGCUCUACCUCGCGUUCAAGCUCUCCACCUCGCUCGACAGGGUGCUCCUCUUUGUGUCCGCUGUUCGCCAAGCGGUUGGGAAAGGCGAGCAGUAUGGGACCGAGGCCACGCCUGACGAGGUGGCAGCAGCCGGCAACAUGUGUGCCAUCUGCCAGGAGCACAUGACAGGCCCUGUCACGCUGCGAUGCCGCCACGUGUUCUGCGACGAAUGUGUCUCUGAAUG
This is a messenger RNA of Closterium sp. Naga37s-1, 1181 nucleotides long. The record is from the annotation of a GenBank genome assembly. NCBI's taxonomy places the organism in Eukaryota, Viridiplantae, Streptophyta, Zygnematophyceae, Desmidiales, Closteriaceae.